Bursaphelenchus okinawaensis is the source of this 1932-nucleotide messenger RNA. Lineage: Eukaryota; Metazoa; Nematoda; Chromadorea; Rhabditida; Aphelenchoididae. The record is from the annotation of a GenBank genome assembly.
AUGAAGCCGUUCAUCGGGCUCUGCUUCUUGGUUGGCACGGUGACGGCCUCGCUGUUCUGUCCCUACACCGUCUAUCCUUCGAACCAAAAUGAAAUGGGUAAGUUCUGCUAAGUAAAAAUUUAGAUUAUACUUGCUAUGCCGAGUAACAUGAAGUAUAUAGCAAUUAAAACCUUAUCAAAACACCUUUAAAGCUAUUUUUUAGUCACGGCCACAAUUCAGGCCAAGCAGAUGACUGAAAACAGUCUGUACUACCGUAUCACUGACAACGAAUCCGAUCCCAGCUACAAGAGACUGUCACCUCACUUCAAGUUGAUGACAGUCAGAGACAACAACGAGUGUCCCUUCCGUGGUUGUAUGGUCGAACUAAGUCCAGCUGAGCCAAAGAACCACCAGACUAGACUGUACCAGACCAGUGUCAUCGGGAAGAUGAUCCCUCCAGGAUUCUUCUCGAUGGACGUCAGCCAGCGAUUGUACUGUGUUCUGACAGAAGGCGACUGUGGAGCUACCGUACCACUGUAUCGUCACUACAAAGUAACGCCUCAGGGAAUCUGUAAGUGAACUGAAGUCAGGCCUUCGUUCUUUUAAAAUUGUACUAAGCAGCACUUUAUCCAUAAUUGUAACAGCUUUACUAAUAUCUAUUUAUAUACGUUUAUGUCACCAUUUGCAGUCCACGCCUACACAGUCGACCCAUCCGACGUGAUUGAAGGCUACAUCAAAGAAUCCACUCCAUUGUGCUACGUAUGGGCCAGAAACAAGGCUACUGUCGCCCACGACAAGCCUACUGUCAUACCAUCGUUGGAGAAAAUUAUACCUAAAAUACGGUUUGUAAGUCACGAAAAAGAGUUUGACGCCAACAGCCAAGAAGACAACACACUACUGGACAUCGACGAGCUCUGUGCUCACGACAACAGAAAGAGCUCGGACAGCUCGAUGAAGGAACUUCUGGAGUUCUACAACAACAAGGAAGGCGCCGACAAGGAUCAUCUCUACACCGUGAAGAGGAAGGUCAACGGCUACAAGAAACAGGUAGGUACAGUCCUUUGCAGAAGAUUGGGAUUUGAUAUUACAGUAGACAUGUAGUGUUUUUCUAAAGUUUAUAAUAUGAUGACAUUGAUCAUGUGUUAUAUAAAACUGUGCUUGCCCUUGUAAUAUGUCAUAUUCAGAAAGUUUUGGGCAAGAUCGUGACGGAUGUCAAGAAGUCUGGUUGCAAGUGUUUGGUACAGUUGGCUGAAAUGAAGUUCCAAGCUGCUGGAGGACUACGUAGGUUUACACAUCAAGGGAAUUAAAUUUAGAUAUAAUAUUUAUCAUAUACACAUAAAUAAUGGCUCGAUAUGUCUGUAAGUCAUCGUAUUUCAGCCGGACUGGACCAUAAAUUGGCCAGAGAACAGAUCGAGCCCCCGACCCUGAACCAGUACUUUUUGACCGGAGAACGGUACUACUGUGCACCACAACAAGGAGAAUGUGGAGCUACGGUGCCACUCAGGAAAUGGUACAACUUUGGUGAAGCUGGUACGUUUUUAUGUUAUCAUAGACUAGUCUUGCCAAGUUUUUAAGCUUUAAAGGAAGCUUAUUGUCAUAAGCAUAGACACCUCAACAUACUAUGUCAUAAUCUGCAUAGUAGACACAGUAAUAGCAUUUUCAUUUCCAGACUCCAUAAUCACGGCCGAUUCCGAAGUCGCACCAGCCAUGACUGGGCCGUUCCCAGGCGACGUUCUGUGCUGGAUCUGGCCACAAGAGUAUCGUCAGGACUCUACAGAGUACGAGGUGGAAGAAGAAGGCCUUCAGCCAGUAAAAGUACCUCAGAAGAAACAGAAGAAGGUGGAAUCUGAGAGUGAGAGCGAGGAAUCAGAGAUCCAAGGCUCUGGAUCCGGAGAGGAAACGUCUUCUGAAGAGAGCAGCGACAAGUCAGUGCUACACUUCGAAAGCGAAUAA